Molecule: messenger RNA, 5890 nt
Organism: Amphimedon queenslandica
Lineage: Eukaryota; Metazoa; Porifera; Demospongiae; Haplosclerida; Niphatidae
Product: chromodomain-helicase-DNA-binding protein 8-like
Exons: 30
Coding region: 95-5890 (1931 amino acids)
Molecular function (GO): ATP binding
Source: RefSeq, a predicted model, not a curated record
ACAGCGGCACGCGGCUGUGAGAGAGUGAUUCUCCUGAGCAUAUCUGGUCUGUCCUAUCUACUGUCCUCCAUUGUGUUAGUGGGACUUGUGGACAAUGGCCGAUGCUAGUGUGUCCAGUAUCAAUGAUGAUACUUCUUCUCAGUCAAACACUGAUACUACCAGUGAUCCUUUAUCCUCUAAGACAGAGACCGGUCCAACCUUCACUGUACCCUCUUUCCCUCUCACCCAGGCCCUGAUGAGUGGAGACACCAGUACUUCUAGUAGUAUAGGGACUGCUCCUUCUACUGAUAAUGUGAACAUAACUUCAAGUAUUAAUUCUAAUGUUAUUAUUAAUGAGGACACUCCUUCUCUCUCGUCCACACAAUCACAAGUUCCUUCUCUCUCUACUCCACUCACUCCUCAAUCACAGCCUCCUUCAAUUGAUGUACAUACAGUAUCUGUUAAUGGUUCUACUCCAGCAUCAGAGCCACUCCUAACAUCAGCUCCAAUUAUAUCUUCAAUAGCUCAUUCGCUACCACAGUCUGUUGGUACAGCUCUUGAAGGAUUAGGUGAUGCCCCUACUAGCUCUGUGUCUCCAGUCCUCAAUAAUCCACAGGCUAAUGUGACUAAACCUUCAGUUUCUCUUAAUGUGGGAUCCACUCCUUUAAUAGCCGGACCUGCUGUACUCCAAUCCACUACUCCUAAUACUAAUAACACUCAUUUAUUAGUAACACAGGGUCCAGUUCCUAUUCAUACACAACCAGGCAAGGUAGCCCCUGUUACUAGCGUAGGAGGACAAGUAGUGUCGGCCAUAUUGACUCCUAUCACAUCAGUGAAGCCUGUUGGUACUGCUGGAGGAGUCACUGCUACCACUGUGAGUCCAAAACCAGCUCUGCCUAUCAAAGUGGCUAAGACAGUGGGGGCUACUCCUCUAGUGAAGAAGGUAUCAUUACCAGUGACUGGAGCAAAGGGCUCCCUACCCAGUACUACUAAUAUCACAUUAGCUGAUAUACUACCUCACAUGAUUGCAAUGAGUUCAUCAUCAUCAUCUCCUCCUGGAACAGGAACCAACACUCCUCCUCUCUCCAAUACUCCAAAGACUCAAAUCGGGAAAACUGGUCAGACCAGUUCUUUACUCGUUUCUAGCGGAGUAAAGCCCAGUCAAGGAGGUUCCUCGGUGACUCUCGUAACACCGAAAAGUAUCAGGACUAGUUCUACUAGUACUACACCAACAUCUAGUGGAGUCCCUAGUACCAGUAAUACUCCUCUUAGUAAGAAUGAUUUACAAUUGUUGGCAUUCCUACAGUCAAACCUACCCCACCUCUCACACGUUCAAGAGAGCAUCAAGAGUAUCAUACAAAACAAUAUCAUCCUCCAAUCAAUGAAAUCAUCAUUAUUACCCUCUACUACUGCUACCACAGUCACUGGGUCUACUCUCUUGUCUCCUGUUAAAUCCACAGCACAGGCUCCGUCCAGUGUUCCACCAGUGACCCUGUCUAUUGGUACGACCAGCGUACCGUCGUCCACCCUCAGUGCCACCACGCCCACUUCUCAGUUGCAGCGUAAGCCUGUCCUUGCUCAGGUCAUUGGGUCUAAUUCUUCUCUUAAAAACGUGUCGUCAGUCUCCCCCUCUCUCUCUUCUCCGGCAGUCGUCACAGCAAAGGAGCAACCCCCAACCUCCGCUGCAUCCCAUGGUGUCAAGACCACGCCCCCGUCUUCUACUAAAUUACUCAUUAGCCCGGGGGCGGUCCCCAUCCAGUCUCAAUCUAACACUCAAAAAGGAGAAGCGAGCAUUGUAUCGACUCCGCCCAAAACUACCACCACACCCACGAAUACCUCUCCAAUUCCAGACCUGUCGCUUCACAUGGCCCCGCCCUCUAAUUUAACACCUUUGGACGUCGACUUGGACGAUGUUGAGAUAAAAGAAGAGCCACUUGACGUUGGUCAGCCUGUGGUACCUCUCGAGUUACCGUCCUUCCUAUCUGACCACACCUACUGUAUAUACAACCCUACUGUCCCUUCUCUACCGCGACAGUUACCCGAGUAUGUCGUUACUAUUCCGUCCGAGAGACUAUCGUAUGCUCCUGAAGUACCUGAUUCUCCAAGGACUCUGUUUAAGUUGCUGAAGGUUCUUCCAAAGAAGGUCUCGGGAUCAUCUCGACCGAAAUCAAGUACUUUAAAGAGUUUUACUCCAAUAGGAAGGAUAGGGAAAAGACCCUCUUCUCGUAAGCGUAAGACUCCAAUCCCAUCCAAAAGGUUAUCCCGUGCUAUGCACAAUGCUGAUAGUGAAGACGAGUCCUUUGGAUCAGGCACUCCUGAUGUGUCUGAUGGGGACACUCCUGAUGACUCCUCCACUCGUCGUCGGUCUCAGCGUAUCAAAGGCCAGAGGAAGCAUUACGUUGAUGACGUGAGUAUCAGUGAUGAGGAGACACUGGACGACAUCAUGCAACCUCCGCCGAGGAAGACCGGGUUCUAUGGGUACACUGGACCACCGGACGAUGAGAGUGAUUAUGAUGAGGGUCUAAUGGUGGGGGGAAUGAAAGGAGGAAAGUCUUCAAGAUACAAGAAGAGUAUUACUAUCAAUCCGACUGAAGGAUUUCAAUAUUCUGAUAUUUAUGUGGAUGCUCCAGCAGAAGAGGCUAAUGUUGUUGAGAAGAUAUUAUCACAUCGAAUGAGACCAAACACUAAUACUGGCACUGGUGCUAGUGAUGAUGGAGCAAAGAAACAAGGAGAGUUUAUUGAGGAGUAUCUAGUCAAAUAUAAGAACUAUUCAUAUAUUCAUGCUGAAUGGGCUACUUUUGAUAAACUAUUGAGAGGUGACAAGAGGUUUGAUGGAAAAGUCAAACGUUACAAGCAGAAGCAGGCACAGAUGGGAAUAUUUGCUAAUAUUGAUGAUGAGCCAUUCAAUCCUGAUUAUACAGUAGCUGAUAGGAUAUUAGAUCUAGCAUCUCAAGUUGAAUCUUCCGGAGAAAAAGUGAUACAUUAUCUUGUCAAGUGGAAGUCAUUGCCUUAUGAAGACAGCACCUGGGAGUUAGAGGAGAAUGUUGAUGUUGGAGUUAUUGAGAAGUUUCUACAGUAUUCUACAAUGCCACCAGAGGAAGAAUUACAAUACAUUCGCCGACCUCCUCCCAAUAGAUUCAAGCCAAUUAAAGAGUCCAGUCAUUAUAAAGGGGACAAUCUUCUCCGCCCCUAUCAAUUAGAGGGUCUUAAUUGGCUACUGUUCAACUGGUAUACUAGACAGAACUGCAUACUAGCAGAUGAAAUGGGACUAGGAAAGACUGUACAGUCUAUUGCAUUGAUACUAGAGAUAAUUGAUGCUGGUAUAAGAGGUCCAUUCCUGGUCAUUGCUCCUUUAUCAACAAUAUCAAACUGGCAGAGAGAGUUUGAGACUUGGAGCAAUCUCAACGUCAUCAUCUACCAUGGAAGUGCUUACAGUCGUAGGAUGAUACAAGAGUAUGAACUGUAUUUUCGUGAUCAAUCAGGAAAGAUCAUUAUUGAUGCAUACAAGUUUAACGUCAUCGUCACUACUUAUGAAGUUUUGCUCUCUGAUAACAGUGAGCUAAAGAACAUCCUAUGGAGAGCAGUGAUCAUUGAUGAGGCUCACAGACUGAAAAAUAAAAACUGCAAAAUGUUGGAAGGACUCAGAGAACUACACAUGGAGCACAGGGUGCUAUUGACUGGUACUCCUCUUCAGAACAGUGUGGAUGAAUUGUUUAGUUUGUUGAAUUUCUUGGAGCCAUCACAGUUUCCCUCAUUACAGUUAUUCCUCCAGCAGUUUGGGGAUCUUAAAACUGAAGAACAAGUUGAAGAAUUACAAACUGUUCUCAAGCCAAUGAUGCUUAGAAGACUCAAGGAAGACGUUGAGAAGAGUUUAGCACCAAAAGAAGAGACUAUCAUUGAGAUUGAGCUGACUGCUAUUCAGAAGCAGUACUACAGAGCAAUAUUGGAAAGGAACUUCACUUUUCUGACUAAAGGGAGCAACACAGUACCAAACCUAUUGAACACUAUGAUGGAACUAAGGAAGUGUUGCAACCAUCCUUUCCUUAUUGCUGGGGCAGAGUUAAAGAUUGUUGAGGAUUUCCAGGUCCAUUUUCCCAAUAGACACAUAUCAGAGUCCCUCAUUCAAGCCUCUGGUAAACUAGUACUUGUUGACAAGUUGCUACCCAAACUGAGAGAAAAGGGACACAAAGUACUGAUAUUCUCACAAAUGGUUAAGUGUCUUGAUAUACUUGAGGAUUAUUUACGUAUGAAAGGUUACAUGUAUGAACGUAUUGAUGGUCAGGUACGUGGUACAUUGAGACAAGCAGCCAUUGAUAGAUUCUCUAAACCAGAAUAUGAUAGGUUUGUAUUUUUACUGUGCACUCGUGCUGGAGGUUUGGGUAUUAACCUGACAGCGGCUGACACUGUCAUCAUAUAUGACUCUGAUUGGAACCCUCAGAAUGAUAUACAGGCUCAGGCAAGGUGUCAUAGAAUAGGUCAGAAUAAGAUGGUAAAGGUUUAUAGACUAAUCACUACUAACUCAUAUGAGAGAGAAAUGUUUGACAGGGCUAGUCUUAAGUUGGGUCUUGAUAAGGCAGUACUUCAAUCAAUGAAUACUCAACAGCAAGCCAGUGGACCUCCACAGUUAUCAAAGUCUGAGAUUGAGAAUCUAUUAAAGAGAGGAGCUUACAGUACAAUAAUGGACAGUGAUGACGCUGCUAACCAGUUUUGUGAAGAGGACAUAGAUCAGAUACUGGAGAGACGGACUCAAGUGAUACAACUGGAGUCUGAAGGGAAAGGCUCUACCUUCUCUAAAGCUAGUUUUGUGUCUGACGGUGCCACUGAUAUUCAUAUUGAUGAUCCUGACUUCUGGCAAAAGUGGGCAAAGAAGGCAAACCUUAACUUGGAUCAACUUGCCAAGAAAGAUAAUCUUGUAAUGGAUGAACCUCGUGUAAGGAGACAGGUUCGCCGCUAUGGUGAUGAGAUGCUGGAGACAAUAGUUGACAUGGAUGAGAGUCAAGAAGAGAUUCUGGACAUAUUACCAUCAAGAGGAAAGAAAGGAUGGACCAAACUGGAGUGCUUUAAGAUCGAGAAAGCGCUACUGGUUUAUGGGUGGGGACAGUGGGUGGAUAUACUUGCCGGGUGUAACUUUAAAAAGAGACAAUUGAAUAUCAGGGACAUAGAGAAUAUAUCAAGAACUAUGCUAAUAUAUUGUCUUCAUAAUUUUUCUGGUGAUGAGAAAGUCAAGGUUUACAUCCACCAAAUGAUUGACCCUAGCAUUCAAACUGAAGACCAUUCUGAUGAUAGCUCAACUCAUUCUGGCUACUUUACUGGGUUUACUGAAGAGGACUAUCUUGCUUUAAUGGCUAAAGAUCCUGAGACUCUCUUUCAGGAGGAAUCAUACAUGAAGCAUCUUAGACGACACUCAACAAAGAUAUUAUUAAGGGUGAGACAAUUACACUUGAUUCGCUGGCAAAUAAUGAAACCUUACAUUAAACAAAUUAAAGCUGGAGCCUUUGCAAAGGAUCUUGAUUUUGUUCCUCCUAAGCCAGAAGAGGAUCCUCCAGUUCCAUGGUGGAACAGUUUAUGUGACGUGUCUCUGUUAGUUGGAAUAGUUAAACAUGGUUAUGAGCAGUUUCGUCAGUGGAGAUCAGACAGGUCAUUGUGUUUCUGGGAAUUAGUAGGAGAACAACAGCAACAGACACAGCAACAAUCAACACCACAGACACGUCAAUCUAAAAAGAAGCGACUCUCAAAAGCCACACCUUCCAAAGACUCAUUUCUUGAAGGAGAGAGCGAGGGAGAGGAGGAGCUGUUUGAAUUGGAUGAUGAUGAGAUUGAUAAUCCUGGAGGAGAGGAGAGUGACGAGGGAAGUCCUAAUGGACCUCAGGCUCCUCAACAACCUAAACUAACCACUGUUAUUAGAAAGUGA